ACCUUCUUCCAGGCCUAGCCGAAAUUGCUGCCUGAGGUUACCUGCGCCCCGCCACGCGCUGCAGUCUUUGUGUUCUAUCGAGGCUGCCGUGCCCGUUCUCCGUGGGGCUCGCGGGAGCUGGGGCACAGCUGAAGUCCCGGUUCCAAGUGGAAGGCGACCCCGAGAGCUCCUGAGCCCAGCGUGCAAUCAGGAGAUCCAGGCCAGAGUCGGUCACUCAUACGUUGGGGCGCAAAGGUCCAGCCACUCCCCUAAGGGGCGAAAAUGGGGUCAGCCGGGUUCUGAACAGCAGGGCCGAGAGCUAGGACAUACAAGAUGACGAGGAGAUGAGAACAGCUGUGAGAAGGGAGGAGACCCUGGCAGCUCCGUCUCAAGACUGGGACCCAGCUCCCCCCAGGCACCGUCAAGCCGCCCUCACUUUGAGGUUUCCCGCCCGCCGCAGCUCUCCGGGAACCUCCCCGCCACGCCCGGCGGUAGUACCCCCUACCCGGAUCAGGUCUGCACCGCUUUAUCUGUGCGCGUGAGCGAGGGGGUGUAAGGGUGAAGGGCAAGGCCCUAGCGCACUUCUAGGGAGGGUCCAGCUCCUUUUAACUCCCCUCCCAUCACCAGUCCUUCAAUCCCAGCCUCACCUCUCACUGUCCACCUCUCCAGGUAGGAGGUCGGGCCACCCUCUCGGUCCUGUGGAGUUCCCGGAGAAGGGCACCCAGUAGUUUCAUAACGCCCCCGAGGCUUCAAUUUCCCACCUUUCUUCUCCCUCUCAAAACCUGCCUUCAUCCAGCCUCCUUUUUGAAAAAGGACCCCACUGGGUCUCAGGCUGACUAACAACGAGUACCACCUGGGAAGAAGGGGGUUCCACAUUACCAGGGAACAGUGCCUGUUUUACCCUAAAACCUGCAGCUUUAAUAGUAGACGUUGCGUGGGUGGAGGGAGCUUAACUCCUCUUGAUAAGGUCUCUCCUUGUUCUCUUCCCAUUCGCCUCAGGGUCAGCCUGGCCUGGAGCCUCACCCCCUCGGUCCAGGAGUGUACUGGGGUCCGGGAGCCUCCAGCUCCGGUCAGGCGCGGCGAGCUGAGACCCCAUUCUCUGGACGCACUGGGAGUACCACUCCGCGACGUAGUCGUCCGAGGGCGGCACGGGGCGCAGCUGCAGCCAGCGCCUCCGCACUCUGCUGACCGUGCACAGGCUGUCCUUGAGGCGAAAAGAGCGGCUCCGGCGCGGGAGCAAGUUGUUGGGGGGGGGGGGGGAAGAGGCCCCAGCAGGCCUCUCGGAAAUACCUCCUUGAGAGGGGACAAGGGGCGGCCUUCAGUUGGAACGCGCAAGGGCUCGGGGACCGGCUUGAAGCGGCUUUUGCAUCGCAAACGCAGUUUUUAUUUAGGUUGUCCGUUAAUGAGGGUUGGCUUAGGGAGGGCACUGGCGAUUAUGGGGGAACUUCCUCUGGCAAGUCACCCCCUGGCGCUGCCAUUACACCUGCCGGUGCGCACCGCUCCCACGCCCCAGUGUCUGGACUCGACUGGAUUCUGGAGGCGGGAGAGGCUAGGACGCGGGCGGGCCGAGCCGAGUUAGAGGCGGGGCCUGGCGGCAGGGGCGGGGGCUUCCAGGCUCCCAGGCGGGGCCUCAGCUAAAGGCGCGGAGCACCGCGCGCCUAGAGCGCGGCGUAGAGCAGCGCCCACUGGAGAGAAGUCGGAGGCGAGGAUCGCGCCGUCCCACCCCGCCCAACAGCGUCCACGCCGCUUCCGCACCCUUACCCCUGCCGGCCCUUGCCGGGCGCGACCGGCGGCCAUGCAGCCCCGGGGCUGAGGCGGCCCCAUGGCGAAGCCCGCGUCCCCGCGGUCCGGGCAACGACGGCGCAUGGAGAACUUCCGUAAGGUGCGCUCGGAGGAGGCGCCGGUGGGGGGCGGGGCCGAGGGGGGCGGCGCGGGCCCCGGCCCUUUCGCGGACCUGGCGCCGGGAGCCGUGCACAUGCGGGUCAAAGAGGGCAGCAAGAUCCGGAACCUGCUGGCUUUCGCCACCGCCAGCAUGGCGCAGCCAGCCACGCGCGCCAUCGUCUUCAGCGGCUGCGGUCGGGCCACCACCAAGACCGUCACGUGCGCAGAGAUCCUCAAGCGCCGCCUGGCGGGCCUGCAUCAGGUCACGCGGCUGCGCUACCGGAGCGUGCGCGAGGUGUGGCAGAGCCUCCCGCCGGGGCCCACACCGGGUCAGGAGCCUGGUGAGCCGGCCGCCAGUCUCAGUGUACUUAAGAACGUGCCCAGCCUCGCCAUCCUACUUUCCAAGGAUGCACUGGAUCCCUGCCAACCCGGCUAUCAGCCCCCGAACUCCCAUCCUGCACCCUCGUCCCAGCCAACUGCACCGACGUCCAAGAGGAGCCUAGGGGAACCCGCAGCUGGAGAAGGCUCAGCGAAGCGGUCACAACCUGAGCCAAGUGCUACGGAAGAGGACCAGACGGCCUGAGAACUCGUGGGUCUGGGCCACCUACACCGGCUGGGUCUCACCCGCAGCGCCUCGACCUUGAGACAUAUCUCCAGCCUUUUACGCCUCGGUGCUCUGGACACAGCUCCUCAGACUGUCAGCGUGGAGCACAAGGCAACAAGAGAGGGACCCUAGGGAAGCUUCGUGGGUGGUUGCUUCUCUACUUGUGUUGCCUGAAGACGCAGAACUCCCACCUUCAGCUUUUCUGAGCCAUACUAGGACCUUCUUGGAGGGGGGGCGAAGGUGGGUAGUGGUGGGCAGUGGGACUCUUGAGCCUUGCUCAAGACCCCCAAGGGUUAAAGGCAUCCAGUAUUCAUGCGGGGGGCUGGAGUGUGGAAGCCCGGGAAAGCUCUUGGAAUCAUCUUCAUUGGUGGCUAAGGGCCAAGGGUGAGAAGGCAACUGCUGGAGGGCAGGGGAGUCUGAGUUGGGGGGGAGUGUAUUCUGCACGUCCCCUGGGACACCACUCCCUUCUAGUUUUCCUUACCCUGCUCUUAAGGAGCAUCCUGAGGUCAUACUGCAGGAGUGCCUCCAUGGAUGGACUCUAGCUCUUUUAACACCCCCCCCCCCCCUUCCCCACUGGCCCAGAGGGAAAGACCCAGCACAGAAGUCUAUGCCUACUCCCUGAAUCUCACAGCUGGAGUCCUGCUUCCAAUAAAACAAAAACAAAAAAUGGCUCUGGCCCCAGGUUUUUUCCUUAUCACUUAACCUAGGUGGAGGCUGUUUUGGCCUGCCCCCCUGUGUCUCAGUCCCCACCAGCCUGGAGUCCUUGGCCUUUGGAGUCUUCAGGGUCAGGCACAGAGACUGGAUCGCCUCAAAAUGGAGCAAGAGGUACAUUGUCCAGUUUCUGUCUUCUCCCUCUCCCAGCCUUCCCUGGCUGGCUCUAGCCUCAGGGGCUUGUGGCCAGAAGGGGGCCUUUGUCCCUUGAUGCAUUACCUCUGAGGGUUGGUGCAUUACCACAUUGCUUUUCUGAGAAGGGAAGGAAGGCAAGCACCAAUGAACUCUCCUGAGGGUCACUGCCAAGGGAAGCAUACCCCACUGGGCUCCCUAAACCCGCAGCCUCCUGCCAAUUGACAGCCUUAUCCAGAAAGCUGGCACAAAACCCCUCAUCUCCAUCGGUAGGAUCUCCCCUUCACUGCUCUCUCUCAGAAAGGACAGCACACCCUUGGGAGAGGGGGAGGAGUGAGGGUGAGGAGAAAGAAUGAGCACAAAUCCACUGCUGGAAAUUACUAUUCAGCAGAGAAGCUGGAACUUGGGCUGUGAAUCACUGCAGGCUCCCUGAUAAGCUGCUGCCUCCAGCCCUGCACAGCUGUCUGUUGAGAGAUAACAGCCUCAUAAGCCAUUCUGCCCAACUCAUAGUUGGGUGGGGGGAGGGGUG
Acinonyx jubatus (cheetah) is the source of this 3836-nucleotide messenger RNA. It is a transcript of the gene RPP25, whose product is annotated as ribonuclease P and MRP subunit p25. Gene Ontology annotation, biological process: tRNA 5'-leader removal. The record is from RefSeq and is a predicted model, not a curated record. Gene Ontology annotation, cellular component: ribonuclease MRP complex. The transcript has a single exon. Lineage: Eukaryota; Metazoa; Chordata; Mammalia; Carnivora; Felidae. Gene Ontology annotation, molecular function: RNA binding. Bases 1802 to 2443 code for a protein of 213 amino acids.